This is a messenger RNA of Pyrgilauda ruficollis (rufous-necked snowfinch), 2959 nucleotides long. RefSeq names its product granulocyte-macrophage colony-stimulating factor receptor subunit alpha-like. The coding region runs from base 1 to 1494 and encodes 497 amino acids. Lineage: Eukaryota; Metazoa; Chordata; Aves; Passeriformes; Passeridae. Gene Ontology annotation, cellular component: membrane; external side of plasma membrane. Gene Ontology annotation, molecular function: protein binding; cytokine receptor activity. The record is from RefSeq and is a predicted model, not a curated record. Gene Ontology annotation, biological process: cytokine-mediated signaling pathway; immunoglobulin mediated immune response. The transcript is spliced from 13 exons.
AUGAAUGGGACAGCCAUUGAAAACUUUGCUUGUGUCAUUUUUAAUGUUUCCUUCAUGAACUGCACCUGGCAUGUGGGCAGGACUGCUACAGAAGACACCCAAUAUUUCCUGUACUGGAGGUCCUGGAAGAAAGAAGAUGUCACAGAAUGCCAAAAUUAUAUCAAAGAUAUCUAUGGAAGGCACACAGGAUGUCAAUUUCAAAAUGUGACAAUAGAAAAUAACAAUGCUUAUUUCCUGGUAAAUGGAUCCCGAAGUGGACAAAGCAUUCAGUCAUAUGAGAAGAAGAUACUGCUAUACAAAAUUGAAAAACUCACCCCUCCAUUAAAUGUCACAGUGAACUGCACAGAAGCUUCUCAUAGAUGCAGUAUUUGGUGGCAACCACCUCGUACAAGUCAUGUGAAAAAAAAGAGUUGUUUCAAAUAUGAAAUUGUCAUAGAAAACAAGGCUGAUGCUGAGAAAAACACCAAAACUACAUCUCAAACAGCAGCAAUCAUUGAAAAUAACUCCUACCUAUAUGAAAGCUUCAGCUCAGAAAAAAGGUACAGCAUCAAAAUCAGAGCAACAGAUGCAGGCUUUUGUUUAGUAAGCCCAAACUGGGGAGAGUGGAGUACGCCUGUGGAGUUUGGCAUGAAGGGGUCAGCCAUUGGAAACUUCUCCUGUGUGCUUUAUAACAUCUUCCUCAUGAACUGCACUUGGCAAGCAGGCAGGGAUGCUCCAGCAGACACACAGUAUUUUCUCUACUGGCAGAAAUCAAGAGUGGACAAUCAGAUGGAAUGUGAGCUUUACAUUAAAGAUGAAAAUUGCAGAAAUGUGGGAUGUAUCUUCCAAAACGUGAGCAUAGGGAUUGAAAAAGCUUACUUCCUGGUGAAUGGGUCUAGCAAAGACUCUCUGAUCCAGUUCUAUGAUGAGUACAUUGAUCUGUAUAAAAUUGAAAAGCUCAUGUCUCCAUCAAAUAUCACAGUCAACUGUGAUGAAAUUAAAAAUUAUUGCAUAAUUCAAUGGCAACGACCCCAGAUAAGUCAUUCUAACAAGGACAUGUGCUUUAAAUAUGAAAUUAGCAUAAAGUAUAAGGAUAAUCCUAAAGGAAAACCCAUAUAUACUUCCAUACAAGAAGGGGAAAAUAGUAACAUAUUUCUAAGAUCAAACACAAGAAAGAAAUACGUCUUGAAAAUGAGAGCAGCUGGCAGUGCCUGCUUUGUGAACCCAGCCUGGGGGGAAUGGAGUGCACCUGUUGAGUUUGGAAAUGAGGAAAUUAUAUCUUCUUCACUAUGGAUUUUACUUGGGGUAGCAGUUGCAACACCCUUAAUGGCAAUCAUCACAUUUUUUUUCUGCAAGAGGACUGGCUGUUGGAAGGCAGCAUUUCCACAGAUCCCAGGACCAAAACCUGCUUUUUUUACACUGGCUGAUACAAAUCCAGAGCUGAUGGAGAGCAAAAUACAGUCAAUAACAUCUGAAAAUGAAGAGAUAUUAUUAGUUGCUGACAUCGUGAGUUAACCAAGAAAAAUGAAGGAGUCUGAAAGUGCAUUUCUCAGACAACUGUGUAUCCCUGUGGAAAGUCUUUAUUUCUUUACUUUGUUUACUUUCUUUACUUUCUUUAAUUUCUUUACUUUGUUCUUUUUCUCACAUAUAAGCAUGUUGGAGCCAAGAGAGAAUGAUACCUCAUAUGCAAUCUUUUUAAAUGCCAUUGUAUUUGCUUUUAUUUUUAGCUAAUUUUAACUGUUUGGGUAAGUUGUCCUUAUUGGAUAUCUUCUAUUUUGUAAAUAUGUUUGGAAUAUUUUAUUCAAGAAGUUUUAGUUACGUUUUAAUCUUAAGGAAAAAUAACUGUCUUUCUAUUUCAUAUUAAAAAGAUUAAUUAUUAAUUUAUUGAGUUUAAUAAAAUUUUUAAAAUUCUAAUGCCUGAAUUUCACUGUUCUACUGCCAAAAAUGGGUCAUCUCAUACUAGAAGUUUCUUUGGAGCUCUUCAAGUACACAUGGGCAACUAGAAAAAUGAGAUUCGCUCAGAUUUUUACACUAGACAUUUGAACAUCGCUAUUUGAUUAUUAGACUAAUUUUAAAAUGGUACUAGAUGUUUUAUUAUUAGACUAAAUAUUCCUGGGACUCUUUUCUUGCACAGGCGCCAAUUCACAUACAAGAGUCCAGACACACUUUCUUAAACCCCUAAAUAAAGUGGACACAUGCAAACUACCUUUAGAAAUUAGCCCUGGCCUGAGCUAACCUCUGGACUAUGUCCAGGAGCUGUUCAGGACAUUACUUGUAAAUCCUGGCUGAACUAAUGCUGGGAACAGUUGUUCCUGGACAUGUUCCAGUGCUGGGGCGCCUUCCAGUGCUGUACUUUCUGCAGCUUAUACCGUGGCUGAACACAAACAGCUCUUGGCACACCUAUUGCCUUUGACACAGUUAAUGAUUACCUUUUGGUCAAAGACUCACCUGGGAAGCUUUUUGCAGCAGGUCAGAACAAAAAAGCAAAUUUCUAAAAGAGGCUGAAUUCAUGCUGGACACAAUUGUAAACCAUCUUUGUAUUUUUCCCAGUAUGCAGCAGUGGUCAGAAUGGAAAUGCUCACAAUAACUUGCUAAAAGGCUGGUGGGGUUCUAACAGACUGGUUUACAUAACCUUGCACAGUAACUCUCCUCUUGGGCAAAAUUGCCAGAGUGAGGCAUAGUUUGGCUCCAGUCCACCAAAACCUAACCAUGAGCUAUGAACAACCAUCCAGUGGCUCAACCUGAUGAAGGGAAUAGUAAAAUAUAAUAAAGACAGUAUCGAGACAAUCAAGAGAUGGCAUGGGGGUCUUGUUAAGUAGAACUUAAACAAACUGUUCCUUUGUUUUCUGUUUUCUCCUGGAGAGGGAUAACAUAUUCAACUGAUGCAGGAAAGGUGUUACAGACAGAACCCUGAUGAAGGGUUCCAGGAUACAAUGUAAAAUCAUUGAAUCACAGAAUGAUCAAGGUUGAAAUAUACCUC